Messenger RNA from Rotaria socialis, 1311 nucleotides. NCBI's taxonomy places the organism in Eukaryota, Metazoa, Rotifera, Eurotatoria, Philodinida, Philodinidae. The record is from the annotation of a GenBank genome assembly.
AUGGCUCCACCGAUCACUCAACCGGCAACAACAAACUCAAAUUUAACGACAACCGGUAGCUCAAUACCAACAAAUCGUCUUGAACGGGAUUCAAAAAAACACGAUCGACGAUCGGAUCUUGUCUGUCGUGUUCGUUACACAAAUGUAUUACCUGAUCUUCCAUUUGAUCCAAAAUUUCUACGAUAUCCUUUUAGUCAAGACAGAUUUGUUCGUUAUAAACCAACAUCUUUAGAAAAAAAUUAUCGUUGGGAUUUACUUACAGAACAUGAUGUUGGUGUUGAAAUUGAUCUCAUUAACCCAGAUGCAUAUGCUACAAAUAGAAAACUAACAGAAGAAGAUGAAAAAUUAUUAGAAGAGGAAACAGCUAGUCCAGCCAAUCUUAAACGAUCAUUACUCAAUCAACGAAGUGUACCAUGGCUUCGUAAAACAGAAUAUAUUUCAACAGAGCAAAGUUCAAUUAAAUCAUCAUUGAAAUUGGGCGAAGUCAGAUCCAGUUCUGUUAAAGAGAAACUUCGUGAAGAUUCUCUUAAAUAUUUAACAAAAGAUCGUCUAUUACAAAUAGUUGAAGAAGGUUUCGAAACUGCCAAAGCUCCUCUUGACAAACAUUACAGCAAGCCAUCCGUAGUGAAACUAGAAGAAUGGCCAUUGUUUCCUGAUUUCGACAAUUGGAAAUAUCCAUUUGCUCAAGUUAUAUUUGAUGAUGACCCGUCCCGUAAAGAUGCUACAGUAACAGGUCAAGAACAAAUGGAAGAAAUGUCCCAAGCAGUUAUCAAAGCACUAAUUGAUGGCGACAAUAAAGAAUAUAUUGGUUAUUUUCUACCUACUGCUGAAACACGAGCAAAACGCGCACGAGAAGAACAAGAAGAAGUUGAAGAUCCUGAUGAGUCGUAUGAUUUUAAAUUAAUACGUGAAUAUAAUUGGAAUCGAAAAGAUAAAACGAUGAGUGGCUUUGAAGAAAAUUACUUUUUAAGUGUAAAAGAUGAUUCAAUUGUUUAUAAUGAACUUGAGACAAGAGUACGACUAAGUAAACGACGAGCUGCAGGUGGUGGCUCGAAGCCAGCUAAUCUUCGACUUAUUCAACAUUAUCGACAAUUUCUUGAAUUGGAAGAAAAAACUCAGAGAAAACGUUUGAAAGCCUUCGAGAAUGAGGAUGAAUUAGAUGCUGUUCUUGAAGAAGAACAUGGAGGUGAAACACCUGAAAAUGACGAAGAAGAGGAAAACGAUGACGAACAGCACCAAGAAGAAGAAAGAGAUGACGAACAUGCAGAUGCACAAGAAGACGACGAAGAAGAAGAGCAAUCUAAUGAUUAA